AUGUCCUCUCAAGUCAUUUAUCCAGCCACUGGUGUGACCAGCACGCCAGACCAGACAUCUAAGCCUGCCCCAAAUGUUUCAUCAACUGAGACUCAACAGCCAAAGGACCAGCUCCCUCAGGACUUGGUAAAUGCUAUGCAAGCAAUCUUUGGCAAGCACCCUGGCUACCGAACAACCCAUGCCAAAGGCCUUCUCGUCGAGGGCACCUUUACACCAACAGAAGAGGCCAAGACGCUCUCCACAGCUGCCCACUUCAACAACCCUUCCACCAAGGUGAUCGCACGGUUCUCUGUUGGCGGCGGUCUUCCUCAUGUUGCAGACGUUGCAGAUGGUGCUACACCCAAGGGCGUUGCCAUCCGCUUCCAGAUUGACGAGAACACUCACACUGAUCUCAUCAGCCACUCAUUCAAUGGAUUCGCAACCCGCAACGGCGAAGACUUCUUGACCUUCCUCAAGCUGUUCGGCGCUGAUGGGUUCACCGAUGCGCAGCUCAAGAAGGCCAAGGCUGGCGGCGGAGACUACUCCAAGGAGCAGAAGGCUUAUGACCAAGCUCACGCUGCUUUUUUGUCUUUCCUUGGAAACCCCGAGCACAAGUCUGCUGCUGUCUUUGUGACCUCUGAGAAGCCUAACCCUCAUAACUACGGCACUAUCACAUAUUACGAGCCCAACACUCAUGUUUUCACCAACAGAGACGGCAAAGUCACAAACGUCCGCUAUCGUCUUGACCCCGCUGAUGGAGAGCACCUCUACCCCAACAAGACUCCUGAGGAUAAGGAAGUGCUUGCGAAGCUAGGCAACGACUACUUGGAGGAUGAUCUCCAACAGCGCUUCCCAGACAAGCCAAUGGUGCUUACUAUCCAAGCGCAUAUUGCCGGCCCUGAUGAUGUUCUGGACGAUGCUACCAUCCCAUACAAGAGCAAGACGUUCAUCCCUGUUGGCAAAUUGGAGAUCAACAAGGUAUCGGAUGAUAAUGCUGCUAAGCAGCAACAGAUCGCAUUCAAGCCUAACCCUGAGAAGGGCGGUAUUGAGGGGAUCAAGUCGUCUAACGACCCAUUGAUUCAAGCACGAAAGGGUGUUUACUGGAUCAGUGCAGAUCAACAUGACCUGAAAACACACCUACGAACUCGCCAGGUUCAAGCGCUCGAGGACCUGCUUUUUCGUAUUAUUGAACGAACAGAGCUUAGUGCCUCUGAGGCUAUAGAGGGUACACAGACGACAGACACCACGGACACAGGAUCCGAUGAGACGGAUUCUCUGUCAGAGACACCUCAGCUAAAACGAGAACCGGUGACACCGGAGGAUAACCUCCAGGUCGAGUCUGACUCCAGCCACAUCAGCGAUUGUGUCAUCGAUCAGUCUGAGAAGGACUUCAUGCAAUUGCUUAAGGAUGGAGACCCGCAGUAUAUCGAUUCGUACAGAGUAUCUACCGAGAAACGCUGUUUCGAAUUGCGUGUAGCUUUUAAAGAGAGAACUGGACAACUUGUCUAUCAUUGGAUUCCAGAGGCCACGGUUCAGAAGUUUGACAAUGCUGCUGUUUGCACAUACUGGCACGCCCGUGUGGGCGCUGACGGAACGCCUGCAGGGCGCCCCUACGACGAAGUCGAUCUUCAAGUUCUCAAGAUCGUUGGAUACAAGGACAGAACCCAAGCAGACUUUUGGGUUCAGACUGUAGGAGAUCCCGUCCUCCACCCUGAUCUCAUACCCAGAAUCGAAAAAUGGUCAGAGGAUCCAGAGGAACCAGAAGGGAAAGCCUUGUUCCGAUACAGGCCUACAUACAUGGCUGUUGCCGAAGUGCGGAACAAAUGGCCCCGCCAAUACGAGCACUGGCUGCACAGGCCAAAACGUCGAGAGGAUCGCAAGGCUCUCCAAGUCCUCUAUGGUCACCGAGAAAACCCAAACUACCAGCGAUUUGAAAUCUCCAGGCUCGCUUUCAACUGGGCUCCGACAUGGUGUGACGAGAGAGUUGUUCAUAAAUCGCACCCUUUUGCUCUUAUUACCUAUUACAAGAGCGAUCCAACUGUGCGAACGGGAGGGGAUAGCACCUUGCUGAUUCCACCCAGACUUUUUAAAAUUGUGCGAUGGCGGAGGGAUGAAGACGGAGAGCUCCUUUUUACCUACCAGAAAAUCGGAGAGUCUGAGCUUGAGGAUGACUUAGAGGAGAGAGAUCUAAGACGUAUGCAAGAGCUUGAUAAGAAGAUGCUUAAUCGUGCCUUCGAAGCGGCGAUGCUUAAUUUCAAGGACAAGCUCAAAGGCCAUAGUUUCUAUGACCAAAUUAUUCAAACGACUAGCAUCGAGCAAGUCUACCAGGACAUCGAAAAGCUUCAAGAAAAGCAGGCAAAGUCCGGCCGGCUUCGCCAUCUGUCUAAGAUUGAACCGUUCCUAGCUCGACUUCGCGAAUACAGUAGUGUCGUUGAGACGUUUGUGCAAGCCAAGCCCGACAUCCUAGCACUGAUAUGGGGCCCGAUAAAGCUUCUCUUGCUAUGGGCCGACGUUCUCAAACAGUCAUUCGAUGCUCUUGUGAACGCAUUGAAAGAGAUCGGAAAUGCCCUGCCUGACUUUUGCGAACUGGCCGAAAUGUUUGCCGGUAACAAUCGUCUGCAAGCCUUACUGGUGCUGUAUUUCCGCGAUAUUCUUCACUUUUACUUGAUUUCUACCAAAUUCUUUAGUAUGCGCCGUCUCAAAGUUAUGUUUGAGAUGCUCUGGCCAGGCCAUAAAGACAGGAUACAGGUCGUAGUAAAACACAUGACAAGCCAUCGCGACCUAUUCAGAAGAGAAGUUCGCAUGGAGGAGAUACGAAGAGCAGACGAAAUGCGAAACCGUGAAAUGCAGCAUUUUGUGCAAACAGAGGAGAAUAACAUCGCACAAGAAUAUGCGAGUCACCGGACCCAUAUCUCACCUAAGAGCUACGAUGGUGAUUUAUAUCGUUUUAGCGAAUCUGUUUGCGAUGGAACCGGGAAGUGGCUCUUCCGGGACGAAUCAUUCCAAAACUGGCUCGCUGGUAAAGAGAAGUCAAAGCCUAUUCUGUGGCUACGUGGUAUCCCAGGAGCUGGAAAGACGCUGCUCGCAAGUAGCGUCAUUAAGCACACUCAGUCAUUGAAUGGCACCCAUACCGUGUUUGCAUUUCUCACAUACAUGGACUGUCACAUUUCCGCGCUCUCUAUCCUCCAUUCAUUAAUCUUCCAGUUAGCCUCUACAUCCCUAUCUCUAAAGACAAUGUUAUGCCAAUCAGACCUCCAACACCUUGGAAGCGAUAUGAAAAUUGCCAAAACCCUUUUUCAAACACUCAUACAAAGUGCAGGCGUCGUUCGAGUCAUCAUUGAUGGCUUAGAUGAGAUCGAAUCUAAACAACGCUCAACGCUGAUCAACGAGCUCGUGAGACUAAGCGGUCAAUGUGAAGAGUGUCACAUCAUGUUAAGUAGCCGUGCCGAAAGCGACAUCUCUCGCGAUUUGGACGGCAAGACUACGGAUCUACAGGUCGACAAGAAUAACGCUGGUAGUAUCCAGGUUUUCGUCAACCGAACUAUGGGAGAAUGGUUCAAAGAGAGAGGCUUCAUUCCAGAAGUGCAAGACCAGCUCCAGGGCUGGGCUGCACCACUAGCAUUCCAUGCAAAAGGAAUGUUUCUUUACGUUAAGAUUAUUUUCAGGAUAAUAUACUACAUCAACGAUAUUGAGGACAUCCAAAAUGAACUCGAACAUCUCCCGACAUCGCUAGAGGAGGCUUAUGGCAGAGUUCUGCAAUACAUCAACUCUCCCAAGGACCCACAAAGAGGGAAAAUCGCUCGCUCGAUACUUGGUUGGGUUGGAUGUGCCCCGACACCAGUAACACUGAAAGAAAUCGAGCAGGCAUUGCUAAUUGACCCCAAACUCCCUUUCAAGCUACCAAAGGUUAAAGCGGGAGUCAAUGUGGUACAGAUCUGCGGCCCGAUUAUCGAUGUAGUGGAUGGUUAUGUCCAAUUCGUCCAUUUCACUGUUCGAGAAUACAUCUUCAACUGCAAUGUUCCGAACUCCAUCUCUCUCUCUGAGACAACACUUGAUUUGGCUAUUCGCUGUCUGGUGUAUAUGUGCCAGAACCACCACGACCCAGAUCUCACAGAGGAUGAAAUUGACGCCAACAUACUUUGGGGGGCAUAUCGCUUGCAUCACUUCUCCUCAAGCUGCUGGCUUGGCUUGAUCUACGGGUAUUUAACUUUGUCUGGCUCACAAGCCAUACCCGAUACGCUUAUCGAUCAGCUGAGAACACUGGUCGAGACACGAUCGUCAGAUAAGUACAUUAAGAGUAACCAAAGCAAAAGUUCUUUACACCCAGCAAUUCUGGGCCUGGAGAAUCAGGAGCCUGCUCUGGUAGAGAUGCUGAAGGGUAGUGACGACUUUCAGACAUCAUCGUCUAAGUCGGAAUUUCGGAUCAACAAUACGGAGCAGUGGUUUCAUAGCAGCCCGCUUUCUCUUCCGGAAAUUUCAGUUGCUCUCCAUGAGCGACUGGAUUUCCUCAAUGAUAACAAUCUUUUCGUUACGAAAUCACUUUCUUACCAUUAUGGACCCAAGUACUUCAGAUCUCGCCGAGCUCACGAAAAGAAUCACCAGAAGCCAUGGAACUGCAACUUCCCAGGCUGCCGAUUCGCAACCCAAGGCUUCAUCUCACAAAAGAUGAGAGAUGAGCAUUUAGAAAAUGGCCACUCACAUGUUGUGGAUCCUGGCAUGUCAACAAAUACCCGCCUUCAAAAGAUUGGAGACCAAGAACUCCAACCUCUGAUCUUUGAUCUGAUUGAAACCGACAGGGUGGAGAUUAUUACGGUACUGAUGCCUCGGUUGCGCAACUUAAAUCGAUUGGUGCAGACAGAGAUCGCCAUCCAUGCUGCCAAAAUGGGUUCCCAUGCAAUCCUACAACUGUUCAAGGACUCUGGUUUACUCACCGGAGCAUUCUAUACACCCAAUAAUCUAAAUUGGUUAAAUUUUGGUGAUUUGGCCCAGAUGGCAAUACGAUGUGACAGUGUCGGCUUGUCCAAAAUUAUCCUAUGCUGGGUCACGACACUGCACUUGUCAACAUUGUCAAGACAUGAAAUCAUCGACUUUCGAAAAGCAGUAAAGAAAAUCAUCAGAGCCAUAAUAGAAUUGGAGUCCGAGGAUAUAUUUGAGCUAUGGAACCCAAUACUAGCCUCAGGACUUGGUGUUAAGUACAACACCGUGCAUGUUGAGAAAAUGUUCAAGUCUCGAGGUACUAUAGCUACCACUGACAAUAUCCCGGGCCGUGAACGUAUUCUGCUGAGGAUUUGGGAAAGGCUCAAGGUAUUCGAUACACUAAAAGCGGAAGAACGUGACACAAUUCUUCGCAACAUCGCCGAUUCUAGCUGUUCCAUCAAUCUGGCGCGUUAUGCCAUCCAACAUGGCUGCGAAGUUAACGGCAAGGCCCAGGAGUACACUCCAACAGCCUUGCAAUUUGCAGCAAGAAAGACCACACAACAAGCAGCAGAUCUCAUGAAGUUCCUACUUCUUCAAGGAGCAGAUCCCAACAUGGGGGUGGCGAGAAGAAGGGAAUUGGCAAAAACCAUGAUAAGGGACGAAAAGGGGGCAGGAGAAAUCUCAAAGUGGCUCGGGCUGACUUGGGACGAGUUAGUUGAGAAAACUACAGAGGAACGCCGAAGAAAUAAAGAAAAGGAAACCGAAGGCUCCCACAGUGAUUGA
This is a messenger RNA of Fusarium tjaetaba, 5679 nucleotides long. RefSeq names its product Nacht domain protein. Gene Ontology annotation, molecular function: heme binding; catalase activity. Gene Ontology annotation, biological process: response to oxidative stress. NCBI's taxonomy places the organism in Eukaryota, Fungi, Ascomycota, Sordariomycetes, Hypocreales, Nectriaceae. The transcript is spliced from 12 exons. The record is from RefSeq and is a predicted model, not a curated record. Bases 1 to 5679 code for a protein of 1892 amino acids.